AUGACGGAGCGGGGCUCGGCGCCGGCACCGCUUGCGGCGGAAGGCACCGGGGCGCCUGCUGCCGAGAGCCCACGGGCAGGGCAAAAAAGCCGGUGGCCGCCCCUGUUUCGGCGGCGCGGCACGGCGCAGAGCACGCCGCCUGCCGAGACGGUGGAGAUGCAGCCCGUCGCGGCACAGCGCGACGCACGCAAGCCUGCGCGCCAGCUCCAAUUUGCGAAUACAGCGGUGAGCGUCCGGCCGGAGGAUCUGCCAGAGGGGUACGAGCCCGGGGACGAGUACCGCGGGCUCGAUGCGUACCUCGCGGCGCGCAGCACGCAGCGCAGGCAGAAACGCCGCCAGGAGCGGCGCGCCGCCCUCGCACAGUCCCAGUUCGCACGCAGGCGGACGGAAGAGAGCGACUCGGACUCGGAUCAUAGCUCAUCGGGCAGCUCGAGCUCGAGCCAGACGGCGCAGGGCGGCAUGGCUCGCCUGCGUGCCCUCUUUGGCGACUCGGACAGCUCGAGCUCGAGCUCGAGCUCGGACUCGAGCGACACCGAGUCGGACGGGGCCACGUCGAUCGCAUCAGGCACAACACGCUCGGCCGUGGACCACGACACAGACCGCAUGUCGCUCAUGAGCCGCCGCUCACGGCACACACGCUUCGAGGGAUCGACGACCGACUCGCCGGCGCUCCCUUCGGCGCUCUCGGCGUGGACACCGCGCCUCGGCGGACGGCCGGGGCGGCGGCGGCGGCGGCGCAGAAAGCGCCGCGCCAACCGCGAAGCGGUCCACAUGCAAAAGGCGAGCCGCAAGGCUCGGCGCAAUGCGCGCCGCCUCCGCGAGAUCGCAGGAGGCGUCACGGAGUAUGCACUGUACGCGCCGACGGCGCCGGGCGAGGAUCCUUUACUCCGCGCUCAGUCGUGGCGGGCCGUGCAGGACCGUCUGCACUACUACUUUAUGUACUAUGCGCAGCGCGACGGCCACGCCGGCGAUCUCGGCGCACCGAGUGCAUCGGAUACACACGCGCCACAGACCUCGACACCGCGGCAGGACGACGAGCUGGACAUGGGCUUACCCCCGCCUGCACUUGACAUGCCGUCCGAAGACACCUCGUUCCAGGAACUCGACGACGACCAGGAAUGGUACGAGCGCGAGCGGAGCACCGGACGACACAUGUCCGACGUCCCGCUCACGCCCUUGUUUCGCACGCGGCCCAGCACGGAAUGGGUGUCGCCGAUCCCCUUUGCACGGACGCCGGGGCCGGGGCGCGCGGCGCGCACGCCGCGCAGCAACGUGCCGACGAUCGCCGAAGAGGGGACGCUCGACGACCUCGACGCGCCGCUGCUGGGUGAGCCGAUGCUCGCGCUGCCACGUGCGGCGAAGCAGUCGCCCCGCGCGCCGCCGAUCGCCGACGUGCUUCCUCCGCCGAAUCCACCGGCGGAGCUGCGUGCGAACCCGUGGUGGCUCGAUAUCCACUGCCCGACGUACAAGGACAUGCAGCAGCUGAGCCUGCUCUUUCCGCUGCACCCGCUAACGGUCGAGGAUAUCCUGAAGCAGGAGCCGCGCGAAAAGGUCGAGUCGUUCGACCGGCUCGGCUACUAUUUUGUCGUGGUACGUGCGCUGGACGAGAGCUACUUUCGCUUUACGCGCGGCGGCAAGGACCCCGGCAUGAUCUCGCCGCGGCUCGUCGAAGAACAGAUGGACAAGGCGCGCCUCGCGCACGAAUAUGAUGCGAUGGACGAGAAGAUGCCCGGGCAGUCGCUCGUGAGCCUCGAGAUCUGUACUGACGAACGGUCCAAAGAGGGUCUCGAGGGUCUGAACGCCGGCAGCGUGAGCAUGUACCUCGUCGUCUUUGCGCACGGCGUCCUCUCGUUUCACUUUGAAGACGUGCGCAAGCACACGGACCGCGUGCGAUCGCGCCUCGAAAGCCACGUCUUUCCCACCGACUUUAGCUCGGAGUGGAUCGUGCACGGGCUGUACGACUCGAUCGUCGACGCCUUUACCCCCUACGUUACUUUCCUGCGAACGCAGGUCGGCGAGAUCGAGGCGCUCUCCAACGAUCUGGGCAUAUCCCCCUUUAAAGAACCGGAGCCGAAAGAGAAGCGCCCGAUGCGCAAGCCCUUCCGCUCGUGGCGCCGGAAGGCGAAGCCCGCGCAGCUUGAUACCCACCUCGACACCCCGCUCGGGGCCAUGGAAGGCACGUCGAACGCCAAGCACGACAAAAAGAGCUCGUCGUUUUCGACGGUGGACGCCGUGCGCCAGAGCCGCUUCAUUUGGCAUUUGUCGCACACGCGCGAGAUUGUCACGGGCCUUUCGCGCCUGCUGAUUCCCAAGACCGACGUGCUCCGUGGGUUCCGCAAGCGUCUCUCUGAUGCCGAGGCGGAGAUGGACGAAAGCAUGAUUAUCUUGUACAUGGACGAUAUCUUUGACCACGUCGCCUUGAUGCUUGUCCAGCUGCACGACCGCGAGAACGCGCUCUCACAUACCCACAAUUCGUUCCUUGCGCGUUCUCAAAUCGCCAACAAACGCUUCCAGAUCGGAAAAAUCAAAUACCUCUUGCUCGCGGCGUCCGUGGCCUCGGGCACGCUCAUGUGCCAGCUGGCCACGAGCACGUUCUCGAUGAACGUCAUGGUCCCGCUAGAAAACCAAAUGGAUGGCCGCCCCCAUACCUCCUUCUACGGAUUUGGUGCGAUCAUUGCGUUUGUUGGAUGUGUGCCAUUCAUUAUAUACGCAUACUAUCGCUUGGUCAAGCGACUGGUCAUGCUCCAAGCCAAUACCACGACCGUCCACUGGUAG
Molecule: messenger RNA, 2775 nt
Organism: Malassezia japonica
Lineage: Eukaryota; Fungi; Basidiomycota; Malasseziomycetes; Malasseziales; Malasseziaceae
Exons: 1
Coding region: 1-2775 (924 amino acids)
Biological process (GO): magnesium ion transmembrane transport; intracellular magnesium ion homeostasis
Cellular component (GO): membrane
Molecular function (GO): magnesium ion transmembrane transporter activity
Source: RefSeq, a predicted model, not a curated record